Molecule: messenger RNA, 426 nt
Organism: Fusarium vanettenii 77-13-4
Lineage: Eukaryota; Fungi; Ascomycota; Sordariomycetes; Hypocreales; Nectriaceae
Exons: 3
Coding region: 1-426 (141 amino acids)
Source: RefSeq, a predicted model, not a curated record
AUGGAGAAGAGAUUAUUUUUGACGGCCAGUAUCCGCCAAGAGGAUACAUCCUCGUGCCUGCUGCUCCCCUCGACCAAGUACGAGUUUGCAAGGCACAAGGGUCUCUACGUGCCAAAGGACAUCUUUAAAAAGGUUGAAUCCGACUAUAGUGAAAGAAAAGCAGUUGAGAAAGAAAAGUGGUUGCAAAAACUGGACAAGGCCUACCCCAACAUGCCAUCAAAGGACAGGGCGGAAAUCUGCCGGCUUUGCUCCUCGCAAUUCCUCAAGCUCAAGAUAGACCAACGAGACAUUGCCAUCCUGCAUCAUGUUCAGGAUCGGUAUACAGCCUUGAAGGGCCUCUCCUGGGAUAGGCAAAGUAUGGAAGUAGUCGCCAAGGCACGUCAAGAGGCUGACAAGAUCCUGUCGGUCUGGCGUGGCAGGGACUGA